AUGGAGGUCCUCUUCUACGUGAUCGCAAAUGGCUGCUUUUUGUUGGCAGGAAUUAUGCUGCUCUUCGAAAAGCAUAGGAUGACGGAGAAAAGCGACCAAUGGAGCAAACCACAGGAAGUCAUGGCUGCUAGAGAUACACAGGCACAACUUCUGAGGGUUUUUUCUGUUCUAUUUUGAUACCAACUUCGCAAUACUAGUGAACUUCACUUUCACAUACACGCCCAAUACCUUGAAAAUUAUUCUCAGGGUCCAAUUUCAACAAAGUCCAACACGACUCACCAAAUAUAUUCUCUACCACACAAUCACAAUCACAAUCACAAUCACCAGAUAAUGUUUUUUAUCGGAACCCUCUUGCGAUUUUAUUGGAGUGCUAGUCCGCCAGCAGUCUGGUCGAACGAGUCCGACCUCGUCAAGAUUCUCUGCAAAUUAGACAUCACCAUGUCGCCAAUUGUACCAUACAGAUUAUGUUUGUUGCUUGGCUGGUGUGUUUCAAUGGAAAUACUUCUUCUUGGCUGAUGCGGCUGAGGCUAGACAAAGUUAUCAUCUACCAAGUUAGUACCCGCCACAUCAGACGUCUUUUUGUUUCUAAGUGUAUGUGCGAUGUCCUUUCGUUGAUUUCUUCAAAAAAGUCGUCUUGUCCCUCUCGCAGGUAUGGGGAGCAGUGUGCUGGCAUGUGGCACGCAAUCAGCUGAAGUACACACAAUCCUUGAGAAUAGGUCUUGGCAGUGGACAGAGUAUUCCUUUGAACUGGGCGGCCCUCACGGUGAUCACAUACUUUAUGGGCAGAUAAGUACUCGAAAUCUUGAAGUGACCGAGUUGCUGACCGAAAUAAGACAGCUAGCUUAUUUCAGUUUUGGAAUUAGCUGGUGCAGUGAGAUUCCCAUGCUUUUUAACCUUGUAAAAGAAGCACAAGUCAUCUUCAUGUGGACCAUGAUCAUGUAUUUUGAAGAGCUGAUAAAUUGCAUCUUCUAAUCAUUUCUUCUCGAUCCUGUUGCACCACUUAAACCCUCCAGUCAAGAGCUGGACCGGUGAUAUCCACAACGAGCCUUGGCCAAUGGCGGACGUUUCAGUUGUGUGGAACAUGACCCUCGAUUGCGUGGCUAUGGUAUUUCUAUUUGCAUCUUCAUUACUACUACAACUUACUACAACUCCUCCUAAUCAUGCAGUUCCCCUUUCAUCCUGCUUGUCAUCGUUUCUCUCUUCAAUUCGCUUUUAGACCGUUUCCGUUCACUCAGACACAGUAGACUCAGAGAUAACAUUUGUCAUGUUAAUAUCAGAUCAAUCAAUCACGAGAUAACACGUAGUCAUAGACACAGACUCAGAGAUAACACAUCAAUCCGUCAGUCAGUCAAUCAAUAAAUAUGUUGUCGCUCAUCGUGGUCUUUUAAUACCGUUCUAGUUUUUCUACUAAUAUUCACAAGCAGCUCCUCAACCUCAUGACACCAACAGCCUCUCAACAAUCCUACCCUCCCCUCUUCUCAGUUUCCGCAGUUGUACGUGAUCUAUAAGACGGACGAGCGAGUAUCAGACGGAGCCGCGAACUUUGUCGGAACUCUAUGCGUUUCCAGAGUUUUACGCAUGUUCGCUUGGGGCCACAUCAUCUACACUGCCUGUAUGAUUUUCUUGCUGAGAUACAUGAAACUAGAAGAAGAUUUGAAUGAAUAAAUAUCAUUCUUGUUGUUCUGGUUUAAUAUGCUUCAGACCAGAAUUCUGUGAUGCAACCAUCUUCAACGUCCAACUUUCGCUCUGUCUCACGAUGACUGAUGUAAGGUCAAUAUUAUACUGUUGGUGCUGAUAUAGAUAUUGCCAUCACUUUCACCUUGUAAUCUUCUACGGUGAUCACGAAUGGUAAUAUCAGGAGCAGACACAUGACAUCACCUUGUAAUCUUCUAUCCAUGACCUUAUGUACUCCAUCAACCUAUCCACCAUCAGGGGUCCGCGCUGUGGAGGUUCCGGCAUUCUUAUGGUGCUACGUCUUGCCAGAUGCACUACACACGGUUUUGAUGGGCAACUACCUCGUUCUCUUUCUGCAGAAAGUAAAGAGCACCUUCGUCGCGUGGGGUAACGCUGCUGAAGAAAUUGUCUAAAAAUUGAUUUAUCGGUGUAGGGAAUUCAUGUCCCAAGUCAUCUGGAAGAAGAAAACAAGAAGAAAAAGCGAGCCAGAUGAUUCCUAAGAUGAAUUUCCUAGACCUCCUAAUUAAUUCGUUGAUCGACUACGACCAUGGAUCGUUGUGUUUAAAUACUCUAGAGAUAUGAAUCAAUCAAAAAUAAAAUCAGUGAUAUAUUAUAAUUAGCUAUGGUACUAUUAUUCUCAACAAGAACAAGGUUCGUUGUUGUUGUUGAAAACAGUUCUUUUGCCUCAAUAUUAUGAAAUAUAACUGCUCAAUAAACAGAAAGCAAGUCGGAGGCGAACUCUCCUUGGUGCUGGUAUUCAGAUCCCUAACACAAAGCCAGGAAUAAAUAGUCCUGCUUUCCGUCCUUUUCGAUCAAUUAUGUAACAAAUGUGCUCGCAUAGUGUGAAUGUAGGUAAGUGGGUGAUAUAUCGAUUGUUCUUGCGUAGUAGAACUAGAAGUGAUACAAAAAACGAAUAAUGACGAUUAUCUUCAACAGCAGCAGGUUCCCCCGUACAGAAGUUAUUUCUGUUCUGAGGUACAGGUAGCUUAGCACUAGAACCGGCCAUCUAGCGGUAAAAUUAAAUCGCACGCACGUGACAACUUCUUUUUUUCGUUGUGGUGGUGCCCAAAUUAAAUAAGCCAGGCUGUAUCUGAGGGAGCGUGCAGAUUUCUCCAGUGGAGCCUAGCAAGGUCCUGUCCGUAUCUCUUGAUUGAUAGCAUCACUUUGCGUGAUGAUCAAUACUCCUUCACCAUCGAAAAGCUACGAAACACCUUCGUGUCUUAUGUAGUAUUCACAAUUAGCGAGGAUUAGUAUCUAUUAGUUUUUUAGUCUUUUCAGAACCCUUCUUAACAUGUAUCACGACUAGAGCUAGGCAGCACAACUCUUCUUGGACAGAUUUUCAAAAUGAACAAUCGUGAAAAGUUGACAUUUUUGCAUAUGAAGUUUUACUGCCUCGAACAUAGUUGUAGCGAGAUAGUUUUGUAUAGAGAAUGAAUCGUCCCUUGAAGCAAGCUGUAAAUGUUGUGAUGAUAAUUAAGUAGCGACAAUGGCCAUGGCACUAGGUAGAAUCAACUAACUCACAACAAGAGCGAUAAAUCAACAAUCAGAUGAUAAUUACGAGUCAUCAACAUGCGACGGAGGUUUCAAUUAGCAUGAGUAACAGACAACUUACUUACCUGUUUCCGUUUCAGUCUUCCUAUUUCAGAUGGUGCAGUCAAUGUCUUAUAUUUUUUGAUGAGCAGGUAGCACUUCUGUUAUUGUUGAGGGGUUGUGGUAUCUCCAAGAGAUUGAUAUUUUAUCAAAAUCACGAACCCAAAGUAUGUCUAGUGUUGUCAUCAUCGCUAUUCUACCACGUCGAUCAAGCACUCAAUUACAGUUCAUGACCAGUCAACUUUUUGAUUUUGUUAUCUUGCUGCCCGUCUCGGUCUCCAGUAUUGUAGUCCAUGUAUGUUUUUGAAACUAAAGGCCGGCAUAAGUAAUUGAAUAGAAAGUCAGACAUUCAUAGGCUAUGCUUUGUCCUUAAUCAGUCAAAAAUCUAGUCUCUCAACAUUUAUAGAGUCAGAAUAUGUACCAACAACAGUACUCGCUGGUUUAUGUACCAUGCACGUCCACGACGGCUAGAACAAUUCUCAUCGAGAACCGAAAAGUAAUAUUUUCUUUCAUCUAUUGGACAUAUUUGCACUCCUUCGCUUCGGAAAAAAGUAUUAUUAACUGAAUAAUAUUAAGAGAGCCGCCAAAGGGGGGCGCAGCUAAGCAACGCAGAAAACAGAGACCUCGGGGCACAAGUAGCAAGGCAGAAGCCUGAGUCUCGUCGUUCACCAUCAGGAACAACAGGAACAAUCGACAGACCAAUAACAAUCCAACAACAAGCUAGACUAGCGGGUAGCACUCGUCUGGGAAAUCUUAGGCAGCUCGCCGAAUAGAUUCAAUUCAUCAAGAGAGCCGCCAAAGACCAAAGAAAUGCGGAAGAUCGAUGUCAAUGUCUCUGAUCGUGAGCAUUUUCAUGGUCGUUCGACUAGUAGCACUUCUCUGGUUGGAGAUACUAACAAAUAUUUUUUGCGGAGAGCCACGCGAGCAUCUUCAAUCAUGCAUGUUUUGACAUGAAAGCAGGGGUCAUGGGCGGUUUUGGUUCAAUCACGUCAGCAAAAUACUACGAGUUUCAGAAAAACUUUUACUGAGCUCUACGAGCCACUCGCAGGAGGGAGAAUGGUGGCGCCGUAAUCACUUCAUUUGAAAGUGCAUGAGCAUUUUCCCGUCUAGGAAAGUUUCGUAGUAGAGGCAGUGAGAGACAGGACGAGCGAAGAAAACGAUCAGUGAGUCGUUGAAGCCUACAACUUUGUCUCGACGUUGAGUCCUCUUUGUACAGGACAAGUUUAUGGUAUCCAAGUGAACAACGUGCUGUGCAUUGAAGGUCUCGCGAAGUCUCGUUUCUGUUCAAAAUCUGAGUACACUUCUCUGAUCUUUGUUUUGAUAAUGACAGCACUUGUUCUCUGAGGACUCUUCAGUUAUUAGACAGUGCAUCUUCACAGUUGAAUGAGACACGUGUUCUACGUGUUGAAUUAAUCAGCUCGUCCUUCGUUUAGUCUCUAACCUUUCUCUGACUACUGGCUGGCGAGUGGAUGGAGGGAUAAGUCCGACGAUGAU
Amoebophrya sp. A25 is the source of this 4758-nucleotide messenger RNA. The record is from the annotation of a GenBank genome assembly. NCBI's taxonomy places the organism in Eukaryota, Dinophyceae, Syndiniales, Amoebophryaceae.